Messenger RNA from Echinostoma caproni, 618 nucleotides. Lineage: Eukaryota; Metazoa; Platyhelminthes; Trematoda; Plagiorchiida; Echinostomatidae. The record is from the annotation of a GenBank genome assembly.
AUGGCGUUCAACGACAACGGAUCCGAUACCACGUUGAUCACCAAACGCUUCACCGUAAACCACAACAUCACAACCCUACCAUCUUCCCCGAUCACCACGGUGAACGGUACCAAGGUGACGUCCACCGAUCAAGCAAACGUGACGUUGGUUUCGCUAGACAAUGGGGAACGAGUAGAGGUGACGGAAGCUUGCACCAUCGCCGACUUGCCGAUGCGAGCAGUGGAAUCGAUCGGGAAAUUAGCAACGCGCUGGCCGCACCUGCGAGACUUGUGUUUCAAAGAAGCCGACUCUCUUGAAGUCGAUUUGCUAAUAGGGUGUGACGUGCCCGAAGCACACUGGGUCCUGAACCAGAGACUGGGCGGCAGGGGAGAACCAUAUGCUGCUCACACCAUGUUCGGGUGGACGUUGUUCGGACCGCCUCACGCGACGAAUCGUAAACCGUUAUCGGUUAACUUCAUCAACACCACCGCUAACAACGAUUCGAUCGAACAAGCUCUCCAAAGGAUGUAUGAUAAUGAGUUCGAUGUUCUGAACGACCAGAAGGGGGGCCCUUCUGUAGAAGACAAUCAGGCGUUAGCAAUACUUAAAACGGACACGAUGCCAGCCCGACCGGUUUAA